GUUUGUUUACAUGUUUUAUGUAUGGGGCAUCAAUUUCUGGGUGGAAGUAUUGUAGACCACUGAUUGUUGUUGAUGGAACAUUUCUAAAAAAUAAAUAUAGAGGUGUUCUAUUAGUGGCUUUUACCAAAGAUGCAAAUAACCAGAUUUUUCCUAUAGCUUUUGGAGUAGUGGAUAAAGAGAAUAAUGAAUCAUAUGAAUGGUAUUUCAGGGAAUUAAGAAAAGCAAUUGGGAUUCGUAAUGAUUUAAUGUUCUUGUCAGAUCGACAAAAGGCUAUUGCAAAUGGAAUUGCAAAGGUUUUCCCUGAGUGCUACCAUGGAAUUUGCAUCUAUCAUUUAGAAAAGAAUCUGAAGCAAAGAAGAGUGAGAAACACUGUGAUAAAUCUCUUUCAAAGUGCUGCAAGAGUAUACCUUCAAUCAGAAUUUGAUGACUUCAUGUCCCAAAUAGCUGCUGUUGAUAAGAAAACUUUCAAUUAUUUGAUGGAGGAACCGCCAGGAAGGUGGGCUCGUUCACAUUGUCCCAGAAGAAGAUAUGAUAUGUUAACAACAAAUAUUGUUGAGUCAAUGAAUAAUGUUUUAAGACGUUCAAGAGAAUUGCCAAUUUUAACAAUGAUGGAUUUCAUACAAGAAAAAUUGCAAAGCUGGUUCUAUGAAAGAAGGACACUUGCAGAAGGAAUAUUCCGUGAUAUAUCAAAUUGGGCAGAAGCAACAUUGGAAGCAAAAAUUCAACCAGCUUUUACAUUUAGAGUAUUGCCCAUUGAUAGACUCAAAUUCAAUGUCAAAGAAGGUGGUAUGGAAUUUAUUGUUGAUCUAGACAAAAGAACAUGUGAUUGUUCUGAAUUUCAGCUAGAUGAGAUGCCAUGUGAACAUGCAAUUGCUGCAAUUGAGAGUAUACAUCAAAAGAAAUCGGCCUUUUGCUCAGCCUAUUUUUCAAGGGACUUUUGGUUGAAAACGUAUGAAGGGCAAGUAAAUUCUGUAGGUGAUGCAACAACAUGGGUUAUACCAGACACUAUUAAAUCAGAAAUCACUAAGCCUCCAGAUGCCAAAGUACUGCUAGGAAGAAGACAGAAGAAUCGACAUGUUUCCG
Nicotiana attenuata is the source of this 1083-nucleotide messenger RNA. RefSeq lists its product as uncharacterized. The transcript has a single exon. The record is from RefSeq and is a predicted model, not a curated record. Lineage: Eukaryota; Viridiplantae; Streptophyta; Magnoliopsida; Solanales; Solanaceae. The annotation marks the transcript as partial. Gene Ontology annotation, molecular function: zinc ion binding.